This is a messenger RNA of Diorhabda carinulata, 5189 nucleotides long. Its product is annotated as CKLF-like MARVEL transmembrane domain-containing protein 4. Gene Ontology annotation, cellular component: membrane. The record is from RefSeq and is a predicted model, not a curated record. Lineage: Eukaryota; Metazoa; Arthropoda; Insecta; Coleoptera; Chrysomelidae. The transcript has 4 exons. Bases 213 to 761 code for a protein of 182 amino acids.
AGGUUUCAACUAACCGCUAGCGCGGUCGUCCGCUACCUUUUGAAUUGUUUCUUGUCGUUCUUUUUAACAAGUUUGAAAUCCCGCAACUCUCCGUGACAACGCGACUCGCGCUAUUUCAGGUGUUUGUGUAAAAAAUAAACGGGGAAAGGAGAACAUAUUUCGACGAAUCGGAAAAAAAUUAUUUCGUUUAGAGUAGUGAAAAUUUUUGCCUAAUGAUGACGGAAACAGUGGUCAAUGUGCAAGAAGCACCCAAUAACAACGCAACUAAACUGCAACCUGGCGGUGGAGCUCCAAGGCAAGGGACAAACGAAUCGCCCGUGGGUUGGAUAAAAAUUAAUAUCGAAUAUUUCAAAACUACCCCUGGAAUUUUGAAAUUAGUUGAAUUCAUAUUUGGUAUUCUAUGUAUGGCUUUAGCAUCACCAGCUUAUUACAGUGGUACACAUUUUUUCCUGUUCGUUGCUACAACCAGUUUUAUUUUCACAAUUCUAUGGAUUUUCAUAUACCUAUUAGGAAUUAGAGAAGCAUUGAAACUACCAAUCAAUUGGAUUCUGUCAGAAUUGGUUAACACGGGUUUCUGGGCGAUAUUGUACAUCGUUGCUUUCAUCGUUCAGUUAAUUAUAGCAUCAGGAACACACCCUAUUUUAUACUUUAGAGAUGCCUAUAUAGCAGCUGGGGUUUUUGGACUGUUCAACGCCAUAGUUUACUGCUUCGCUACAUAUCUUCUCUACGUAGAAAUGAAACGAAAUCAAACAACGAAUUAAUUGUUGCAUUAUUUUUGUUGAAUGGUCAAAAAUUUAUCUUUAAGACAAUUUGUACUGUUUUAGAUUAAGCCACUGAGUACCUUAGUUAUGAAUCAAUUCACAUAAAUCAUAAAUUUAAAAAUAAGUUUCCAAUAUAGAAUAAAACUUUAUAACCGAAUUUCAACAUCGAGUUUUGAAAAAAACGUAUACAUAUUUUUACGGUGCUUGGUUUCUGAAUUAUAGGCAUGUUUGUUAAAGUGAAAAAUUAGGGACGGUCUUAUUCAAACAAUAUGAUGUUACAAUUUAUUUAUUUAAAACAGUUUCUAAUUGUAGUGUCUUCAGUGUUGUCCCAAUUUAUAUUUUUCGAUUCACUGUAAAUAUUACGGUGUAGUUAUUUGUUACAUUAGUUGCUUUUAUUUUUACAAUUUGUUAAGCACUUUAUGCUCGAAGUCCAUGAGCUUGGUACAUAAGAAUCAAUUGAAACAAACACUGCGGAAGCACUUUUUGAACUAUACUUUUCAGUAUAUAUACCUUCUUAAUUAAGUUUAAGCAAAUACAAUUAUAAAUCUAAAAAAAUCGAGUUUGAAAUUCUACACUCAUAAGCCCAAACAUUUUUCUGGUGUUUAAUGAGCAAAGGGGAAAACGCAACUGUACAUAAUUCUUAAAAACGAUAAUUUGGUACAUAUAUGUUACAUGUAGUGCUCACCCAUGUGCCCGAUUGGAUUGCAAAGCAACUACUGAUUCAUUUUGGACUCAUUAUACAUUGUAGAAGAGCCGGAUUGAAGAAAAUACUCGUUUCGUUUAUUCUAUGUAAUUAUUUUUUAAAUGUGAAGUAAGAAUUUGUGAUAUAUCUAUUGAACUAUUGAACGGUAUCUUUAUCUGUUUAAAAAUGUUAUCGUUCCUAAAUUUACUGCAAAAAUUAACAAACUAAAGUGAAUAAAACGAAUAAUAUCUUCUAUUUGGCUUUGUAAUAAUAUUAUUUUAGAAAUUGUAACAAUUAACUACUGUUUUUCAAUUAAUUCCAUUAAGAAUUUGAGGAGUGAAAAUACUCAGUCACACACAACUCAAUUGAAUUGAAUUGAAUAUUUGAAGUGAGUUACUCGAGAAUGAUCCACGCGUCAAAACCUCAUUUUUAACUAAAAAGUACUAUUGAAGGAGGUACAAAGAACAUCGGUUUGUCAUUCUCUUUCUCACUUUACUUAAUUCUGAUUGGUGUUAUAUGAAAAGAAUUAAUAUUAAACAUCCAAUUAGACUAGAGUGAAGAGAGAUAGAGAGUAGUACAUCGAUGUUAUUUUUCUCUCUAUAAGCAGUUGGACACCCUUGAUAAAAGUGAUUAAAACAGAUGUUCUUGUUAAAUUAUCGAAGUUAUUCGUCUCCAGUAUUGUAUUUUUGUAUUUUCUAUAUCACACUUAAACAAUAAUAUAAUCUUCCUCAUAUUUCUUCACAUUAUAAUGUCCGUGGCUGUAAUAUUUAUACUCGUUUAUCCUGUAUAUAUGUCAGUCUUAAAUAACUGACAAAGAGUUCUCGGAAAUUAUCGUCUAUAUAGGUGGCUGUGACUUAAUCAUAGAGUUAAUAUUAAAGAUAGAAAGAGUGGCAUUUAAGUUAGUAUUUUACUAUUGGAAGAGCAUAGGUUUACCACUCUCUAUCUUCUUUUACUCGCUUCUGAUUGGUGUUUUAGACAUACAGUUAUAAUUUAAGAUCCAAUCAGAAUAGAGUAGACAGAGUUGUGUAUCGAUGAUCUCUCUCUCUCUCCCUAUCAACAGUUUUAGUUUACUAUAACUCGCUCUAUUCUUGAAUGUUGAUUCUAUGGAAUUAAUUCGAUAAUGAUCUGUACGUUGGGAAAGUAAUGGGAUCCUGUUAUAAUACUGAACGAAGGAAUUGGUUCAAAAAGUUAUAUGAUAAGAUCACAGAUCUCCGAUAUUUAGAUGGCUCAUGACUGUAUUAUUUGUUCUGAAUAAUUUUACAUUGACAGAAAUGGGCGGGAGUUAGGUUAUUAAUGGCAAAUUUAAUUUUUGUUAAUGGCUUGUAAUUUAAAUGGAUUGAUCUACGUGUAAAUUGUCAAAUUUAUGUUGAAAUAUUAUCUAAAGUUAUCUAAAAAUAUUAAAGUGAUUAGUUGCUCAAAUAAAAUAUAUAUAAAUCGGGCUUUGAUAAUAAAAUAUAGAGAAACUUGUUGUAAAAUACGUGUACGCCUAUAAAGGGUCUACAAACACAGAUAAUCAUCUCAUAGAUUCCGAAAAAGUCUUUGAUAACCUUAACAUAACAACUAAUAUUCUCAACUGUUUUUUGAAAAACAAAUUUCAAACAAAACGCUAUAAAACUUUCAGAAAAAUUGACAGGUACACAAAUAUAUAAUAUGUAAAUUAAGUUUAUUUUUCGGUAGGUUUUUAUUUGCCAUCAAAAUGAUAAAGAAUCAAAGAAUAGCAAACGCGACGCAGAGAAGGGGCAAGAUGAUAUUGUACACCGACUUUCGAAUAAAAAAAAUUAAUACAAAAAUAAAAAUAGAUUAAGAAAAUUCAGAUUUUGUCACAAACAAUGAAAAUAAAAUAUUGUACGAUAUUGUCUUAGUAGGAAGAUUAUCUCAUAUAGAAAAUUUUCGACGAAAGCUUUAAAGCGAGACCAAUAUAUAAAGUUUGUGGUUUCAAAUUUUUUAAACAAAACUGUAAAUCCAAAUAUAGUUCGUGGCCUCGAGUAACUUACUCCAUAAAUACUUCAUAAAAAAAGUUAGAUUACUGGGUUCGGUUCAAGAUUAUCACAUUUGUAACUUAAUAUCACAAAUAUCCUACGUAAUGAUCAAGAGGGACAUAUUAUUAUAGUUCUUAAGGUACUUAGUACAAUGAAAAAAACCAUGUGUGUAUACACAUUGGAAGUUAUACUUCUUUGGCUUAAAUAAGCGCAGAAAAAAAUCAAAAUUUCAUCUAGUGUUAUGAAAUAUGUAUUUAUUAAUAUUAGAAACAUUCAAGUUUAUGAACGUACUUAAACAUUAUUGUAUUAUAGAAACACUUUUAUCACGAAUAUUCAUAAAAAUUUUCCUUCACCUUCUUAAGAUUCCGUCCACAUUGUUGUAGACUGAUAAUAACUUUUCUGUGCAGCCCAGAUUUGUUAGAAUAUUAUAUUAGUCGAUCCAAUAUUUCCCGUCCAUAAUAAUUUUAUCAUGAAAAACUAAACUAAAGCCAAAGAAAAGUUGAAGGAUAAUAUAAAGACUUAAGCAGAUGGAAUCAAUUUUGGAUCAAGGCUUGUGACAACUAUUGACAACUAGAAGGACCCAAGCUCAAGGAAAUCAGUUUUAAAUUAGUAAUAGAAAUAUGGAAAUAAGAAAUGAUACAGAAAAAGAAUUAUUAUUCCCAUUCCAUGAGAGGUGACGCACCUGAAUGUGUCAACUACAAAAGAAACUUAUUUUAAUCUCACAAUUCUAAAUUAGAGGUUAAAAGAUAAGAAAAUACUUGAUUAACUAUUUGGAUUUAGAAAAGGAUAAGUCAAUUAUGAACCAAUUUACAUUAUGACAUAAAUAAUUUAAGAAAAUACAAAUACAAUAUUAAUCAGAAUAUAUUAUUAAUAAAAUUUAAACAGGAUUUUGAUAGUAUGAAUUAAUGAAGACCUAUUGGGGUCCCGAGGAAAAUGAAGAGGCUGAUCAAAGGAGCAGCAAGAGUAAAGACAGAAGAAGAACCAGCAAAGGAAUUUGAAUAAGGCAAGGAGAUACAAUGCGCACAACUCUUUUAUAAUAUUUCUCUAGAUGGAGAAUCAAGAAAAAACUAAAACAUUUAUUUAGAAAUAUAGAAUAAAGUAAUACGAAAUAGAAAUAAAUUUUAGGUAGGUUUCUUUUUCAAAAGAGAUAUCAAGAAAACUUCAGAAAUUGGAUCAGAGGAUAUAAUCAACUUUAUUUAAUACAAACCAUACCAGUAAAGCGAAAAGAUUAAAGGAAACACAAACAUAGACAGAUAUGAAGCAGCGAUUCGAUUAGUGAAACGAAUCUAAUACAAAAAAAUGAAAUGGAACACUGUCUAGUUAUAACAGGAGGACAAAGAAUGGAGAAGAUAUUAUGAAAUUCAUAAAAAUACGCAGACUAAAAGGAUAUGGACAUAUUUACAGAAGAAGUGAAGAGGUUAGACUGAAAAUUUAAAAGAGGGAAAACCAAUGGAAACGACUAAAAACGGGAUGUGGAGAACAAGUUAAUAUGAAUUUGAAGACAAUAAAUAAAUAGAAAACGAAUAAAAAAAGUAAAACCUAGACAGUUAUAUAGGAAAACAUUAGAAAAAAACUAAAUAAGAAAGAAAAAACUACAAUGGAUUCAAGAUGUUUCCGUGAAAAAAUUCAUUGUCUAGCUAGAACAGGGAGACAAAGAAUAGAGAAGAUAUUGCCAAAUUCAUGAAAUUACACAGACUUGGAUGAUACGGACACAGUUACAGAAGUAGUGGAGAAGAUACACGGAGAAAAUAAAAUAGUAGAAACCAA